UUCAAUUCAAUUUGCCAUUUCCUUCAAUUUCAAGAGAGCGGCUUCGUUCCUUUCCUACUCUUGGAUUUACCGGUCCCGUCCAUCUAGAUAUCCAAUAAACAGUGCAAUUAACUUUGAAUAGUUGAAAAUGUCGGUCCAAACGUUACUACUAGACUUCUCGCUCGACCCCGCCCGGCUGGGAGACGAAAGCGGCCAGAAAACAGUAUUCGGGCAACUGGAAACGGUGCUGAAAGAAUACAUACCGAAUCUUAUUUUAGCCGCCGAGAUAAAACUAGAAGGCGGAUCACUGAAGCUUUUGACUGGCAAGAAGGGAACAACGGUGUCCGUGAGACUGUUUGACCGUGGCCUUGUCACUGUAAACAUUGAAUAUUACAAAGAGGAGAAUGAGGAACCAUUAAUUAACCUCAAGUCGGCGAGAGUAUUGGAAAGUCAACUGAAAAAAUACAUCAGUAUCAUAAAAUCUCAAGCUUACGCGCCGCUAAAGCGAUGCCUCUUCGGCAGGUAUUACCCAACCUCAGACGAACGUCUACUAGAGUACGACAUCGACGCAGUAAUAUUCGAUGAGCAAUCUCCUUUCCAAAGAGUUCAGAUCGUCCAUUCCAAGACUCUCGGCAAUAUGUUGGUGCUAGACGAUUUACAAAAUAUAUCAGAGGCUGAUCUCAUUUAUACUGAAACUUUGAUGCAGAGGGGCAAGGAAAACUAUGAGGGCAAAGAAAUCGUCAUCUUAGGUGGCGGCGACGGGGCGCUCCUAUACGAGCUUCUCAAGGAGAAACCUAAAUACGUGUGGAUGUUGGAAAUCGAUGAAGUAGUGAUGACUGCUUGUAACAAGUACCUGCGGCCCAUAUGCGGCGAUGUCCUCGAGAGAAGAAAGGGGCCUAAUUAUGAAGUAAUUGUGGAAGACUGCAUGCUGACCAUAAACAAGUUUAUAUCUGAAGGCAAGAAGGUAGACUAUAUCUUCGGAGACCUCACUGAUAUCCCCAUUUCCGAGUCCGCGUGCGGCGAGCUGUGGGAGUUUAUGAUAACCAUACUGAACUCCUCCUUCAAGAUCCUCAAGCCUAACGGGAAGUUUAUGACUCAUGGCAACGGCGCCACGUCACCGGAAUCCCUGGAACUGUAUGAACAGGAGCUCGCGAAACUGAAGCCCCCGGUCAAGUACACGAAGAGCAAAGCCUUCGUGCCGUCCUUCCUGGAGGACUGGUACUUCUACCACAUAGCCUUCGAGACCACCGACAAUGGGGACGCUUAACACCACACCAAAGACAACCAAGCAUACUUUUUACUAAGUCAUUUUAAGGCCAUAUUCCUAGGUAUAACCACACAUAAUAAUUUUAAAGCUCUGCCUGAAUUAGGGUACGUUUUUUACGAUUUUAAACGUAGAUUUGCUGUACUGACUGUCGGUUUUGUAAUAACAUUUCUGAUUAGAUUAACUGGUGCGCAUACCCUAGUGAGGACUUUGCAGAUUUCUUUGAAAGAAAUUGACGACCACUUUACAGAGUUAUUUUGUAUUAUUAAAACGAAUGUUUUCCUAAGUUUUAGAUGUGAUAUACAUUUGACCGACUCCGCGGG
Molecule: messenger RNA, 1566 nt
Organism: Helicoverpa armigera (cotton bollworm)
Lineage: Eukaryota; Metazoa; Arthropoda; Insecta; Lepidoptera; Noctuidae
Gene: Sms
Product: spermine synthase
Exons: 7
Coding region: 128-1246 (372 amino acids)
Biological process (GO): spermine biosynthetic process
Molecular function (GO): spermine synthase activity
Source: RefSeq, a predicted model, not a curated record